This is a messenger RNA of Gaeumannomyces tritici R3-111a-1, 372 nucleotides long. RefSeq lists its product as hypothetical. The coding region runs from base 1 to 372 and encodes 123 amino acids. The record is from RefSeq and is a predicted model, not a curated record. The transcript has 3 exons. Lineage: Eukaryota; Fungi; Ascomycota; Sordariomycetes; Magnaporthales; Magnaporthaceae.
AUGACGGGCAUUGAUCCAGGCGACUGCAACGUGCUAGGUCGCUCGCGGUUGGGCGUUUUUCGCCACUCCAUACGCGUCGAGUUGGCGGUUAAAGCUAAUUCCAGUGGGCCAAUUGUGGUGAUGGACAGCCUGGCUCUUUCAUUGUGGCACCCAAAGUUGAAGAUUGAGAGUGGGGAAGGUGACCAUUUGUUAACCCAUCCUGGCGGUAGGCGACGAGCUUCCUAUCGAGGUGAGCUUAAUCGGGUCGAUGAUGAUGCGGCCGGCGGCGGCACUCUCACGCCCCUCACAGCGGAAAGUUUGGUUCGGCCUGCAAACAUCGGGCACUUUAAAUGCUUGCGGGAACGGCUCCCGCCGUCCCCACUGAUUGUCUGA